UUUCCUCCGCUCAGUUUUGCAAGUCUAGCUGCUCGGGUCGCGGAGUGCACAGGUCAAAAAAUUAAGCCGUCAGAUUUGACCAUUGGUAGCUAUUGGCUGUUCUUAACCGUACUAGGUUUUAAGGUCGAUGGGAUAAUUUGUCAUUGCUUCUUUGAUUUUUACGGGAUAUCUCUUAGUCCAUCGGAGCGGUCUUUCUAUGCCCUCUCUUUAAUGAAGAAGUUUGAGCAGAUGAAGUUUCCUGAACCUUUCACCUCCUCAGACUUUGCGGAGGAAAGGGAUCCAAAAAAGAUGUCAAGAAUCUUAUCGUGGUUAUUCCAAUUUUUCGAAACCUUUGCUCCUGCUAAUGAGUACGCAUACAGUGUAUGGAACUCAUAUAAGGAAAAGGCUUCUCUUGCUUCAUCUCUAAAGCAGAAAAUUGAUUCUCUGCGCAUUAUUAAUAAAGCAGAGGAGGAGAAGCGUUUAGAGUACCAGAAUAAUAUUGUGGAACUACAGUCGUCCUUGUCUGCAAAGCUUACCUCAAAGAGGCAACUUGAUGAACGUGUCUCGUCCGAAAGUCGGAAACUAGCUCUUCUUACUGAAUCCGAGAAGUCUCACUCAUUAGAAGUUACAGUCGUUAAUUUUUUCUUUAUAGCAACGGCUUUGGAUAAGAAACUUUAUGAACUUAAGGCGAAGCGGGAAUCUUUACUUCCUCAAGUCAUCGAGAAUCCGGGCGUCCUUCCGAAGGCAGUGGAGGAAUUGAAGGCGAAGCUGAAUGCCUUGGAGCUUGAAAUGCAAGAGAUUCGAGCAAAGACAUUUCAAGUUGAUCAGUCGAUUAGCGAAUUUAAGCGACUUCAUGAUGUGAUUGAAAACCAACUUGUGACAGUUGCUAGGACUUGUCAUUCGCUGCUCUUUCAAAUGUCACAGUCUCAAAGAGACUUGGAGAUAUAUGACAAAGAAAUAGCAGGACGGUUUGCCAGUAUCGAAUUGUUGGGUAAGAAAAUCACUGACGCUACGGAACAGCUGUGCGUCUCAGAACAUAACAUUGUGAAAGCUAAAGUAAUGGAUGCAACCCGAGCAGUGAAUGACGAACGCAUAAAGAAAGAACGGGCAGCACUAUUGGAUAAAUAUUGCUUUGCCUUCAAAUCUCUCGAACCCGACGUCACCGCAAAGGAGGCACUAUUGAAAACAACAAAAAUACUUUUUGAGAGAGAGUAUUCCAACAAAAAGGUAUCGUGA
Hydatigera taeniaeformis is the source of this 1215-nucleotide messenger RNA. The record is from the annotation of a GenBank genome assembly. NCBI's taxonomy places the organism in Eukaryota, Metazoa, Platyhelminthes, Cestoda, Cyclophyllidea, Taeniidae.